Anisakis simplex (herring worm) is the source of this 3153-nucleotide messenger RNA. The record is from the annotation of a GenBank genome assembly. NCBI's taxonomy places the organism in Eukaryota, Metazoa, Nematoda, Chromadorea, Rhabditida, Anisakidae.
AUGUUUCAUAUCAGAAGGGUAGGUUUGUGUAUCAAUGCUUGGCGAUUUAGCAACCCUGUUUGGGCAGCACUUCGCCGAACAAAGGUGAGAUUGUCUCCUAGUGUGCAACCUCCUAUGAAUAGUUGUGUAUUUCAGUUUGUGGUUCCCUUUCUAAUAACACUUAGCCAAGAUCCGGUCUGGGGUGUUCGGAAAGCGUGUUGUGAAGUAUUCGUUGAAGUUGCCGCAGCAUGCUCACCACGUUUCAAAGAAACACAGCUAGCACCUCGUUUCAUCAAGCUUCUUAGUGACAGUUCUCGAUGGGUUUGUUGCGCUGCAUUUGAGCAGCUUGGACCAUUCAUUGCAACCUUCGCAGAUUCAGCACGCACUGGAUUGGAGAUACGUGAUGGUCGAUUGGCAUAUACUGCUGAAUCAUCAUCGUCUUGCUCAUCGCUGCAUCAUCUACCAACUUCAUUCUCAUCGCAAGACAUUGGUUCGCCUUCAUCUACAAAUGAUGGAACUAGUGCACCGACAGCAAAAACCAGACUUUUCUACGAUGAUCAUAAUGGCGCACAUAAUUCAUCGGAAGCAUCAACUUGCAAUGUCAUAAUCGACAGUGACGACAACAGUAACGAUAAUGCACCGGCUGCAUCUUCAGUUCAUAAUAAUACAACAUCUGAUAAUGAUACUGAGGAUGAAUAUCAGUUCUACAAACUGCCCAAAGAUGUUUGUUUACCGGUUUCCAAGGAAGACUUUAAUUAUGAGGUUGAUGAAAUUGAUGAGGUUGGCCGUCAAUGUGAACAACCACAUCAGUCGUCACAGAUCCUGUCUGGCGAUGAACAUUUGCUAAAAGAAUUUUAUGGACUGUUGGAUAGUUGGACGUUAGAUCAAAAAGGCGAUGUACGAGGAGGAGCGAUGUCCUCGUCAAUGAUUGGCGCGUUAAGUGCGGCAGCAGCUUGUUCGACCGAGGACGAUCUUUCAAAGUUGGAAUUUGGGGAGGACGCAGAUGAUGAUGAAGCAUAUUUAUAUGAUGAUAAAGAAGGAAACAACAAUGUGGAGGUGCUGGGGGAGAAUGGUUUCAAUCAUCAUGACAGUAGCAGUGAUUCUACAGAGGCUUAUGGUGGUGUUGAAUCGGUCGCAACAACUGCAGAUGACGACUUCAGUGAAUUGAAAUAUUGGUCAAGUAAUUUUGUGAACAUCGAUUUGCGGUCGUAUGGUCAUAAGUCGAACUCAAAAAGUGUAGAAGCCACAAACUUAUCGAACGCCUACAUGGAACGUCGAAUGAAUAUGUUCGUUGAUGAUGCUGUUGUUGGCGACUCCAUUCAAAUGAAGGCAGCCACUCCUAAUAAUUGUCAACAGGAACAAAAUCGAGUUGAAGGACAGUGGAGUAUGUCGAAUGAAAUGAAUGGGAAAAACGAGAGGGCAAAUUUGUGUACGUCGAUUGCAAGCGGUAACAAUAAGUCAUUAUCGACUACUAAGAGUAGAGCGAUUCCGCUUCCGAGUAAUGAGGAUGGAUAUGCAUGUGUCGAAUUCGAUGGUAGUGUGAUGAAAGAAGUGAAGCGCCACUCUCGUGCUGAAUGGUCGUCAGCAAGCGCGGCAACAGUGACGCGAUUAACAGCCGCAAUUAGCUCAGCAUCUUCGACUGGUUACAACAGCGAGAAUAGUGCACCGAUUUAUAUGCAUGCGCAUUGCAACUCUAAUCAGAAUGAUAACUGUAAUGGGCUAUCGAAAUCUCCUGUCGUUAAUGGUGAAUACAAUAUCGCUAGUAAUGGUGAUGUUGCCGCAGUAGAUUCUACUUCGUCCACUCCAAAUGAGCAUUCAGAACAAAUUGUUCCAAAAGAGUUGCUGGACAGUUACGUGAAUCGAAUAUCAGGAUGUGCUAACAAUGAACCAGAUAUAAAUCGUCACUGUGCGCAUAAUUUUCCAGCUGUCGCGUUCACGUUGGGACGUCGCAAUUGGCCUCAAUUACUGGAAACCUACAAUCUUUUGGCUGCUGAUUUACAGGUGGAGGAAAAUGAAUUUUGCGUUUUUGAAUUAUCGUGGCGUGUGCGCCAGUCUUUAGCAUCAUCAAUGCAUGAAGUUGCCGCAAUAAUUGGCGAAGAGAACGCAGAUGCUCAUUUGGUACCUGUUUUUGAGCAAUUUAUGAAGGAUGUUGAGGAUGUGCGAUUGGGCUUGCUGAAACACCUCUAUGACUUUUUUAAACUGGUAACACCUGCAACAAGGAAGAAGUUGUUGACUGUUCUGGCGAGUUUUUUGCAUUCGGAUCGUGAGAAUGAACGUAAUUGGCGCUCGAGGCAUGAAUAUACGAGGCAGUGCGCUUUGUUGUGCGAUCUGUAUGAUGUGGAGGAUGUGAACGAGUACAUUGCUGCGAUUGCAUUGACGCUAGCAACUGAUCGUGUAGCAGAUGUGCGUAGUGAAGCAGCGUUUUUGCUGGCAAAGGUUUUGGCCAAAUUUGUAAAGCACGAGUGGAAUGACGAUGCAAAUUUAACAUCAUCAGCCAAUAUUGAAGCAUCAAGAAUUCCCGUAACUGCAUCGUUCGUUAAUGAUAUCAUUAAAGGAUUCGCAUAUUCAAAAAGUUGGCGUCGCAGACAAACUUUUGCAAUAUUCUGCGAAAAAACCCUUGAAUUGGGUCAGUUGAAUUACGAGCAGUUCAGACUUUUGCUUCUCCGAGAUCUUCUUCGUCUCGGAAAUGAUGUGGUGCCAAACAUUCGACUAGCGUUUGCACGUACUAUGUGUCGAUGCACAGCCACGGCCACUGAAGCGGCCUCUAUCGAAGCUCGUGAUGAUGUAGUGAAGGUGUUGAAGGAGAUGAUGAAUGAUUUUGAUGCGGACUGCAGACGUAUGGCUCGUAGAGCACUGCUGUUACCUGAUUCGGAAAAUUUCAUACAGGUUUUGUUGUGUUCAAUUCGAUUUAGACUUAUCAUCAAAAUGCAGGUGAAAGGUCGUGAAAUCAUCGAUUCGUCAGCUGGACCAGUAACACAAGCAACUCUGAUUAUUGACGACAAUGCGAUGACGAUGAAUGAUAAAUUUGUUAUCGAACAAUUAGAGGGUGCUCAGGGAAGGGCUGCAGUUGGAUGUGAAUGUGGCAGUGAAUCUAACUCACAAUUGAUGCAACAUCAGCCAGCGUCAAUAUAUAUAUUAGAAGAUGAAACAGUCAAUAAUAGUUCUUCUCCUUAA